Messenger RNA from Scheffersomyces stipitis CBS 6054, 680 nucleotides. RefSeq names its product nucleoside triphosphate pyrophosphohydrolase (gene HAM1). Gene Ontology annotation, biological process: nucleoside triphosphate catabolic process. Gene Ontology annotation, cellular component: cytoplasm. Bases 13 to 597 code for a protein of 194 amino acids. Lineage: Eukaryota; Fungi; Ascomycota; Pichiomycetes; Serinales; Debaryomycetaceae. The record is from RefSeq and is a predicted model, not a curated record. The transcript has a single exon. Gene Ontology annotation, molecular function: nucleoside triphosphate diphosphatase activity.
CCAAUUAGAACAAUGAGUACCGUUACCUUUGUCACUGGCAAUGCCAACAAGCUCAAGGAAGUGAUUGCUAUUCUUUCAGGCUCUCAGUCUGAAGGCGGAGAAUCGAAAGUUGGAAAUUUCACUAUUGUUAAUAAGUCGUUGGACCUUGAUGAGCUCCAAGGCAGUAUAGAAGAAGUCACAAUCCACAAGGCCAAGAGUGCUGCUGAAAUUCUUGGUGGCCCAGUGUUGGUGGAGGAUACCUGUUUGGGUUUCACUGCCUUUAACGACCUUCCAGGCCCAUACAUUAAGUGGUUUGUGAAAUCGGUUGGUUUACAGGGUUUGGUUGAUAUGCUCUACAAGUUUGAAGACAAGAGUGCUAAAGCAAUUUGUACAUUUGGAUACUGUGAAGGGCCAGGAAAGCCAGUUCAAUUGUUCCAAGGAAUCACCAAAGGAUCCAUUGUAGAAAGCAGAGGCCCUACCAACUUUGGCUGGGAUUCGAUCUUUCAGCCUGAUGGGUUUGACAAGACGUAUGCUGAGCUUGAUAAAGAAAUCAAGAAUAGUAUCUCGCAUAGAUUCAGAGCCUUGGAUAAGUUGAGAGACUUUCUUGUGAGCCAAUAGAUAAUAAAGAAAAUAGAACUUAUAAAGGAUAAAGUAAGAUACAGUAAUACAAAAUAGCAGUAGGCCUCUGGUGGCAGUAUCAA